Molecule: messenger RNA, 4071 nt
Organism: Scophthalmus maximus (turbot)
Lineage: Eukaryota; Metazoa; Chordata; Actinopteri; Pleuronectiformes; Scophthalmidae
Gene: fes
Product: FES proto-oncogene, tyrosine kinase
Exons: 19
Coding region: 264-2747 (827 amino acids)
Biological process (GO): regulation of mast cell degranulation; chemotaxis; peptidyl-tyrosine phosphorylation
Molecular function (GO): non-membrane spanning protein tyrosine kinase activity; ATP binding
Source: RefSeq, a predicted model, not a curated record
AAAUGAAAAGCCUUUCUUAUUUUUAUGCAACCAACACCAUUGGCAGUUUUUACUGUCUGUGGACAGUGUACUGUACUAGAGGGGAAAAGAACAUGGCCAAGGAAAUGGUUCAGCACACUGGCCGUUGCUCAAAGGAAGUGAAACCCUUCAAUGGGCACAGAUAACUGCUCUUGGUCAUUACUGGCUCUUCACACUGUUUCUGCCUCAUGAGAGAACACAAAGGUGCAGCAGGAUUUACUGCUGACUGAGCUAAAUACCCAGAGAUGGGAUUUGGGGAGGACCUGCGCUGUCCACAGGCACAUGCAGCAGUCAUGCGACUGCUGGACUCAGAGCUUCACUUGAUGGAGGUCAUGAACAAGUGGAUGGGUCAGCGGGCAAAGAGCGAGCGGGAGUUUUCGGUGCAGCUGCACAACAUGGCUGCCAUGGUGGAGAAACAGGAGCGACCUCAGCUUGGAGCAGGACAGGACCACAUCAGCCAGCUCAACAAGUCAUGGGGAGUGCUGGUCUCUCAGACAGACUUUCUCAGUCAGGUGAUGAAGAAGCGCUCUGAGGAUCUGCUGGACGGACCCAUCAGCAAACUGACUCUGCUCAUCAGAGACAAACAGCAGCUCCGCAAAACCUACGCAGAGCAGUGGAACCUACUGAGGCAGGAGCUCAGCAAGGUGACAAAAAUAGAGCUGGAGAGACUGAAGAGCAGCUAUAGACAGGCAGUGAGAGAUGCAGCUCAGGCUAAGAGGAAGCACCAGGAGGCCAAUAAAGACAAAGAGCGAGACAAGGCUAAAGGGCGCUACGUAAAAGCUUUGCUGAGACUUCACGAGCAACAUAAUGAGUAUGUCCUGUCUGUGCGAGCCGCUCAAGUUUACCAUCAGCACCACUACAGUCAGAUCCAGCCCGCCCUGCUCAGCGCACUGCAGAAUCUGCAGCAGGAGAUGGUGCUCAUACUAAAGGAGAUCCUGCAGGAGUAUUUUGACAUCUCCACUCUCCUCCACCAUGAAGUGGUGCGGAUCCACAGGGAGAUGGCUUCUGCUCUCACGGCCAUCGACCCGCACAGAGAAUACGACAGCUUCGUUCACCAGAACAGGUCUGUGAAGGAGAUUCCUGCUUGUGCAGAGUUUGAUUGUAGCCUGCUGGAGGACACGGAGAAGCUGAACCCCAAAGAGAUUGAACUGAACGACCUCACGCUUGAGACAAUCCAGCACAAACUCACUGCGGUCGAAGAGGAGCUGCUGGACCUGGCUCGGACUCUGGCCUCCCAGCAGGCCGCUGUCGAACAGCUGGAGCUGGAGCUGGAGGCGGAGCAGGAUGGUGUCAAAAAGGGCCAGAGGGUCUACCAGUUUAGCAAGAGACAUGCACUGGAGCAGUGCCGGCAGCAGGUUGUUCUGUCUCAAGGCACGAGAGCCAAGCUGGAGGCUCAGAGACUCAUUCUGAAAGAGAAACUGGACCAGCUGGGCUCCAAAGAUCCUCCUUCUGCCCUCAAACUGGACCCAGACACCAUUUCACUUUCAUCAACCUCAAGCCAUGAACACCGCCAAACUCCUUCCAAACUCAUGGAUGGGAUCAUUAACAAUCUGAGUGGCCUGUUUAAAUCAAAAUGUGAGGUGCUUCCAGUCCUCAACCUGCCGCAGGAUGUGGAACGUCCUCUGGGGCAGCAGGACUGGUACCACGGAGCCAUUCCUAGACUGGAGGUCCUGCAGCUGCUGAAGAGUGAUGGGGACUUCUUGGUGAGGCAGAGUCAAGAGAAACAGGGUUAUGUGCUCUCUGUGUGGUGGGAUGGGUCCUGCAAGCAUUUCCUGAUUCAGAACACAGAUAAUCUGUACCGUCUGGAUGGACAAGGCUUCCACAGCAUCCCACUGCUGAUCCAUCAUCUGAUGGCCUCACAACAACACGUUACCAAGAGGGGUGGCGUGGUGCUGAUGAAACCUGUAGUGAGGGACAAGUGGGUCCUGGAACACGAUGAUGUUAUCUUGGGACAGCUCAUUGGACGGGGGAACUUUGGAGAAGUGUACAGUGGUUGUUUACGCUCUGAUAACGCUGACGUCGCUGUGAAGACCUGUAAAGAGAAUCUGGCCCCAGAGCACAAGAGUAAGUUCCUGAUGGAGGCCAGGAUCCUGAAACAGUACGACCAUCCUAAUAUUGUGAAGCUGAUCGGAGUGUGUACACAGAAACAGCCCAUCUACAUCGUCAUGGAGCUUAUUCAAGGUGGUGAUUUUCUCUCCUUCUUGCGGCAUGAGAGUCACAAUAUGAAUCCUAAGAUGUUGGUCAAGAUGACAGAAAAUGUAGCAGCUGGGAUGGAGUAUCUGGAGAGCAAGAAGUGUAUCCACAGGGACCUGGCAGCAAGAAACUGUCUGGUUGCAGAGCACAAUGUGGUGAAGAUCAGUGACUUUGGGAUGUCCCGUCAGCAAGAUGAUGGCGUCUACUCUGCUGAGGGCGGCCUCAGACAGAUCCCUGUCAAAUGGACGGCUCCCGAAGCCCUGAACUACGGUCGUUACACCACAGAGAGCGAUGUCUGGAGCUUCGGGGUCCUGCUGUGGGAGGCUUUCUCCAUGGGAAUGACGCCCUACACGACCAUGACCAACCAACAGACACGGGACGAAGUGGAGAGAGGGUACCGCAUGCCGGCUCCCCGCAGCUGCCCCGUGGAGAUCUCCAGGCUUAUGAGCAGCUGCUGGCAGUACGAUGCCAAAAACAGACCGGCCUUCAAGAAGCUUCACGCGGAGCUCACUGCCAUACGCAACAAAAUGACAUAAUGAAAGUUUGCAAUGAUUUUUUUUUUGUAGUUGUUCUCAGGUUCAUCGGUUCUUGUUUUUUCCAUCACGAAGGUGUUGAAACCAAUGUCUGUCUCAGAGACACCACAUUGAUGUGUUGAACUGACACAACCUCUUCAGGAGAGGCUGCCAACACAUUCAGACAAGAUGUUAGUUUUUAGUUUUAGUCGACACAGUCUAGUGGGCCAACUGUGUAUGGUGUGUAGGGCACUUUCAUGAUUACCUCCGCCAAGGAGGUUAUAUUUUAGCAUCUGUCCAUUUGUUUGUUUGAUUGUCAGAAGGAUUAUUAUUGGAAGGAUGGGACAUGGUCCAAGAAAUGACCCAUUCAAAUUUGGCGGAUCCAGGAAUUUUUUUAAUACUUUAUUUAACUUUUCUUGUUGUUGUUGUUGUUGUUGACAUUUUCACUAAUUUCCCAGGCAAUAGUGCAUGGAUCUUGAUGGAAAAAAACCCAGGUAUAUUUAAGGGGACUGGUAUCUAUGAGUGUGUGCAAUUUGAUAGGGCUUGAUUCAAUUUAAGGGGACUGUUGGGUCUCAGCGAUGGUGUGCGCUCCGAGUUCAAAGCACAGCAGAGACUGAGACGGGUAAUUCGACUGAUGAAACCCCAGUCAUUUUUGACAGUAUAGUUGUAUUUUCAAUUUGUGCAUAAAGCACCUAUGGGGACACGUCGUAAAUUAAAAUAAAAAUGUUUUAAACUUAGGAGAGCCAGAAAUGCUGGUGUAUUGAUAAGAGUUAAAUGCGACAAAGAAUAAUAGAAACAGGUUCAAUGAAUAAAUGACAGAAAUCAAAUUUUUCAUUUAUCAUCAACUCUUCUGACAGUGUGUUGUCAUAGCCGCACAAGCAGGUUUUUUUUCUCCUCCGUCUUUGUGUGUGUACAAACUCAACAAUGCAAGGACAUAUUUUCUACAAUCUUUGUGACAAUAUUACUUCUUAAGAUGAUUAACUUUAGGAGCUCAAGGUCAAGGUCAACAAAAAUAUGCUCCUGAAAUAUCUCACAUUUUCCAAGAUACGUCUGCAAAGAAUAGGGCUAUAGCCCUUUUAUUCAUCAGAGAAUUAUUCCCCAUCAUAUGAUGUUUGUUGAGUAUGGUAUAGGUAAGGGCCUGAGGGUACUUCGCCACUAAGCUUCCUUCAUUCAACCCUUCAGUCACAUCAAGUCUGUGUUUGUGUGUCAAAGCCAUAAACCUUUUUAAAAAUGGUCUUGAGGGUAGUUUAAACUUAAAAUGCUUUAAAUGCUUAAAAUGUUUCCAUGUGGAGGAAUAAAAAACAAUAAUGUAAGCCUGGCAUAUGUUGCAGUAAAUUUAAGGAGGCAG